Molecule: messenger RNA, 902 nt
Organism: Danio rerio (zebrafish)
Lineage: Eukaryota; Metazoa; Chordata; Actinopteri; Cypriniformes; Danionidae
Gene: cybrd1
Product: cytochrome b reductase 1
Biological process (GO): transmembrane transport
Cellular component (GO): plasma membrane; membrane; apical plasma membrane
Molecular function (GO): metal ion binding; transmembrane ascorbate ferrireductase activity; oxidoreductase activity
Source: RefSeq, marked validated
AGUCAGAUGUAGAGUGUCAUCUAGUGCACUUCAGAGCUCGAGGAUGAUGGAGGACUACCCGCAGUUCCUGCUGUUCUUCAUUCUGGCGUCGGUGGUCGGGAUUGUGUCGAUCGCGGUCGCUUUAUCCUGGGUUUUACACUACAGAGAAGGGCUCGGAUGGGACGGAGGAGCGGCUGAGUUUAACUGGCACCCGCUGUUGAUGGUUAUAGGCUUUAUUUUUCUUCAAGGAAUCGCAAUUGUAGUGUACAGACUGCCAUGGACCUGGAGGUGCAGCAAGCAGAUGAUGAAGUUGAUCCACGCAGGGCUGCAUAUUCUCGCCUUCAUCUUGGCUGUGAUUUCUGUGGUGGCUGUGUUUGAUUUCCACAAUGCCAAAAACAUUCCCAACAUGUACAGUCUUCACAGCUGGGUUGGUCUGGCUGCUGUCGUACUGUAUCCAUCACAGAUAGUGUUGGGGAUCGCUGUGUAUCUGAUACCCGUCACCCCAGUGCGUGUGCGUGCAGCUCUUAUGCCUUUGCACAUCUACAGCGGCCUCUUCAUCUUCAUCAGUGUCAUCGCCGCAGCUCUCAUGGGCAUCACUGAGAAACUCAUAUUUAGCCUGAAAAGUCCUGCUUAUAAAGACUCUCCUCCUGAAGCCGUGUUGGUGAAUGUUCUCGGGCUGCUUAUUGCUGCAUUCGGUGCACUUGUUGUCUGGAUUGCUACUCGCUCCGCUUGGAAGAGGCCAAGAGAGGAAACGGCGCAAACGUUGUCCAAUAACACCACAAGCCCAGAGGAGAUCAAAGUGGGCACUGAUAUGACCACAACAAGCUGAAUCCAACUUCGAGAUAAGCAGAUGUAUUGGAAAGCAGAAGAGUCUGCGGUGUAAAGUUUGUUGAUGCCAGUUAAAGGGUUAUUUCACUCAAAAA